UUUUUUUCUUUUGAUUAUUAUUAUUUUUUUUUUUUUUGUAUUUGUUUUUCCCUUUUUCUUUUUUUUUUUUUUUUUUUUUUGCCACUGAGAGAUAGUAUAAUUUUUUUUUUAUAAUUGUACACAUGUUGAUUGGUUUAUUCUAGACGCGCAAACCUAGAUUAUAACCAUAUGAAUUCAAAUAAUAUACUGCAUGAUGAACCUAUUCACUCUUGCUGUUGUUGUUGUUGUUACUGUUGUUGUUACAAAUCAGCCAAUCAAAUCACCUCUCCCAAUAUGGAAUCCAUUUGUUCCUGUAGCGGCAGUAUAUCGUCGAAUUCUGAGGAAAAGGAAGAAGAAGAAGAGGAAGUAUCCACUGGAAAUACCACACCUAUCGACCCCAAGUCUUCACAAGAACCAGUGGAAAAGUUACUUCGAAAAAAAGUACAUGCCAUGGAGGAAUUACUACAGACCGAACGCGAUUACGUGCACGACCUGACUCAUUUAGUUCAAGUUUGUUUAGAAGUUUUAUUUCGUCAACAAUGGAUAUCAUCCAAACACAAAUCCAUCAUUGCUAGAAAUUCAUUUGAUAUCUUGCAAUUUCAUAAACAUUUCAUCGUAUCCUUUGAUGCAGCAUUGGCCGAAAAUUGGUCUUGUGUUGCAAAGACGUUUAUAGAUCAGAUGUCAUCUUUUUCACUUUACAAGCAUUACUGUGAUAUGCACGCAGAAGCAUGGGCCCUAACUACAGAGUAUCGAGAUCGACCUGAAUGGAAUCAUUUCUUACGAGAGUGUGCACUAAUAAAUUCAUUUUCAAUCCCACUCAAUUUAAAUUUAUUAAAUGAUUCCAUCAUGCAACAACAACAACAAAAGAAAUUACAUUUUCAAGAUUAUCUUAUUAAACCAGUGCAGAGAAUAUGUCGAUAUCAAUUAUUGAUUAAAGAAAUUCUACGUUAUACACCUCCUCAAUCUACAGAAUACGACUUGUGGAAUAUAGCCUUGGACAGAAUUCAAGGCAUCGUGACCGAAAUUGAUCAUUGUAAAUUCAUUCGAGACCGAAAGGAACGCACGGAUAAAUUCAUUGCACGCUUGGAUGGAGGUGAUUGGCGCAUCAGUAAAAAAUAUGUUGCCCAACUUGACAGUCUUCUCAUGGCGGGUGGUAUUGAAGUGACUUAUUCCGCUUUAGGACAAUCCGUUUCCAAACCUCGUUACCUGGGUUGCUUUCUAUUUCGAUCUUACAUCAUUAUGGUCCGACCUAAAAAAAUCACCAGUUAUGAACCUAAACAUUGGUUCCCAUUGAAAAUGACCGAUUUUGAAGACUUGAAUGAUAUUGAAGGUCAGCGUGAACAUGCCUUUGUCUUGCGCUGUAAGAAGCAUACCUUUGCCUUCAGUGCCAGCUGCUGGCAGGAAAAACAAUUAUGGGUCAAACAGAUCGGAGAAGCCAUUGCUGCUACAAAAUCAGAGGUUGUCAUGCCAAAUCUGUCUGCACAAGAUUUCAUCGUCUCUUCACUUCCGGGGAUUACGGGUAAAAGAUCUCCUCAAAGCAUUCGAUUAUCCAGAUCUUUUACGAAUAUUUUAGAUUUGGCUUCGGGAGAUGCCAAGGCAAAUAACUUGCGUCGUUCCGUUUCCACCAAUCUUCAGUUCCAAGAACUGAUCCAAUCCGCCACACGACAGGAAGUUUCGUUAAAGAAACGCUACUCAGCAGAUUAUUCUUCUUGUACAAAAAAACAAGCUUUAAAACCUCGAAAUAACUCAGAAAUGUACAUCAAGCCUGAUUUAUUCCCUUCUUCUUCGGGUGGACUUGCACGGAAAAGACCCAGUUCACUGGAUUUACUUUCGGCUGCAAACAACACGGGAAACAUGAUUGGAAAAAUGUCGCUGCAAUUUAAAAGCAAUCAUCAAAAUGCGUUGCGACUGACUGUGGAUCAUAAAUUACGAGAUGUAUGUACACAAGAAUAUUUAGAGUCACGAGCUUGGCAGAUGCGAGAUAAUACCACUUCUUCUUCACUCUCCUAUUAUACCAGUACAAGUACAUCACCCACAGUAGAAUUUACUACAAAUCAGGAUGGCCUAUCUAAACGCAAAUCCACCUCGUUUAUUCGAUCUUCAGCCUCGAGUUUUUCCUUGAUCCCUAAACGCACGGAUAAAUACGAUAUUCAAUCCAAUACCAGCUCAUGUUCCAGCUCUUUGGAUCGAACACAACGAGUGAUAUCAAGGCGACCUUCACAAAGCAGCCAGUUAUUACGGAAGAUGUCACAAAGUCGAGGUAUUUCCGAAUCGCCUGUGACGGAACAGCCGCAACAGAAGAAGUUGGAAAAGAGCGCGAGUCGACGACAAUUGUUUGUGGGUAAAGUGCUUCGAAGGAUAUCCAGUCUUCAUCAUAAACCCAGCGCACCAGCGUCAUCGUCGUUUGAGCAGGUAAGCGGAUAGAUGUUCUUAUAAGGAGAGAGGGGUUCUAUUUAUUGAUGUCUCCUCGAUUUUUUUUUAAGGUUCGAAAAGCGGCGUCUGUA
Mucor mucedo is the source of this 2483-nucleotide messenger RNA. Its product is annotated as Dbl homology domain-containing protein. Lineage: Eukaryota; Fungi; Mucoromycota; Mucoromycetes; Mucorales; Mucoraceae. Bases 169 to 2403 code for a protein of 744 amino acids. The transcript has 4 exons. The record is from RefSeq and is a predicted model, not a curated record. Gene Ontology annotation, molecular function: guanyl-nucleotide exchange factor activity.